AUGCCAGCCUCGUCUCUUGACCAGCGAGAAUUGCCAAUCUUCGGGCUCCAGAGCCACGAAAGCGAGCGCCCUAGUAGUGCUGAGAGCCAUCUCCAGCAUCAGUCAUCGGUUACCCUACAGCGGCAACGACAACCUUCCAGCCAUGAGUGGAAACUGUGGAAGGCUGAUAUAUACUACUGGUAUAUCGAGGAAAACAAGACCUUGGAAGAUCUGAGGAAGCGAGUAUGCUACAAGCACAAUUUUCGUCCGACGUAAGUUAUAACGUCGUUCCUAUUAAAAGUAUUAUCACUAACAUCUCUAGUAUAAAACAGUUGACGAGGAGGCUUGAUCAGUGGAAUUUCCGGAAAUACAAGAGCCAAAAGCGGAAAGGAUCCAGGAAUAGAGUGAUCAUUGAAGUCCAACAUCGAAGAUCUGUCAAAUCAAUACACAGUCUUUCAAAACUCGGCAAAGAUUCAAACACAAAUAAAGGCGACAGUGAAACCUUCAUAGAUAUGGAGACUGUUGAAUUCGAGUUUCAGCCACAACAAGCGCCGAGUAUGCCAUACAUAUCCCGAACGACAAUAACAAGCUAAUAUAAUAUAGGUCUUUGCAAUUGUCGAACAAAACGACCCGAACAACCGAAUCGUCAAUGUGUCAUCCUCCUGACAAGAAAGACAAGCGCGGCCGCUUCGAUUCCAGCAACUUGUUCGGGUCCUAAGGAGAAUACCAUGAAUGACUUGGAAGAACGGCUCUCUGAGCUGAGCAUAUCUUUUGGAGUCGACAGUUCAAGUUUCCAGCAACCCCGUGUUUCAGAUAACCGCAUGCCGAAAGAAUAUCUUACAGCAGAAGAACUCAAGGAACUCAAAACUUUUAGUGGUUUUAACGAUCAAGGGGCGCUUUCUGGUACAAUGUUACAUAGUUACCCACAGCCUGCCAAAAGACGAAAUGAACCUCUCAAGCUCUUGGGUUACGAUGUUGAUUUUCCCUCCUCAUUGCUGGUUCCGAGCCUAUCUGGAGAACUGUAUCCAUUUCCGCGCCGACCAGACUCAGAUUGCACAAGAGCAAGUUCUACUCCAGAAAUAAUUGUGCUGCGAACUACUAUUUCGGACUACCUGAGCAAAUUUGGGGCCUUGAGCCGACUGAAACGUCCAGAAACGGAUCCAGUUAUGAUCAAAAUGAUGAAUGAACUGGGGAAAAGGUGCUGGAAUUUGGACCUAUUUUGUGAGUCGGAAACAUGGUAUCGACGAGAGUUGUCUGCGAGACAACUGUCGGGCGAAUCACCAGUCGCUAUCAAAACACUUCAGACGGAACUUGCCAUUGUUGACUGCAUCAAUGAGCAAGGUCGCCAUGAAGAAGCGUUCUCGUUGCAUGAAACCAUCCAUCGAAAGAUUAUCAAUCACGACGAUACUAAUAAGAACGACUUACUCAUUAGUGAGACUUUGUUUGUCCUUGGGGGUAUUAUCUUCGACCAGGGUUAUUUGAAAGACGCAGAGGCGUAUCUGCGGGAAGCAGUACAGAUCCGACUUAAUUAUUUAGGUCCAUGGGAAAAGGAAAGUCUGCAAGUUAUGCGAUGGCUCGUGACUAUUCUCGAGGAGCGAGAAGAAUACGAGGAGUGUGAAAGAUUGUUGAUUACAAUAACCCAGCUGCAAAGGUCUAUUAGUGAAACAGAUUACGGCGAAAUUUAUUGGGACAUGCAAGAUUUAGCAAGCACAAAAGGGCGCCAAGGAAAGUCUCAUGAGUGCGAAAUGAUCUAUCGAGAUUCACUCACGGGCGCGGAAUCCAAACUUGGAAACGAACAUCCAAGGAUGGCAACGUUCUUGCACAAUUAUUCCCGUCACCUUUUGAUUAUAGGUAAACUUGACAAAAGCGAAGAAUUGGCGAGAAAAUCACUGAACUUAAAGUCAAAAAUUCGGAAUCAAGACGAGUACGAAACAUUGUUGACUCUCUCACUCUUAGGUAAUAUACACCAGAAAAGCGGUUUCUACGAAGAAGCAGCGCAGUGCUGUGAAAAGACACUGCGAGGCUAUACAUCAAUCUUAGGCUCCGAUAACAUCAAAACAAUUUGGGAAUGUGAUUAUCUGGCAUAUUGCUAUGCGGAACUUGGUCGGUUUGAAGACGCUUUGCACCUGCUAGGGGAAUUCAUUCAGGAUGUCGAGGCUCAAGUCGCUAGCAGGAAAAAGCCCUGUUGGGGAGAUGGGGGAUUGGCCGAAGUUCAAGAGUGGAUCGGAGACUUCAAGGACGAUAUGGAAGACUAUCGGGAGAAACUCGAGGUCCGGAACAUUUCUGAAGUCGAUAACGAGCUCUCUUCGUCCUCUGACGACGAAGGCUUAUUGGGCUUAUUGGGUGAGGAGGAGAGGUUUGUUGAGGAUGAAACCGACGUAUGGAUAUUUGACGCGCCGUAA
This is a messenger RNA of Hymenoscyphus albidus, 2381 nucleotides long. Lineage: Eukaryota; Fungi; Ascomycota; Leotiomycetes; Helotiales; Helotiaceae. The record is from the annotation of a GenBank genome assembly.